AUGGCCGCAAACCCGACCUCCGGCGCUGUUGAUCAGCUUGCCAAUGACCUCAACAACACCUCGCUCAACGGCAGCGACUCCAAGGCUCCUGCCAUUGACACCAGCGUGAACCCUGGUGCUGAGGAUCCCGCUGGCCCUACUCCCAGCUCGGCUGCUCCCCACCCCCAGAACUCCGCGUCUCUGUACGUUGGCGAGCUCGACCCCUCCGUCACUGAGGCUAUGCUUUUCGAGCUCUUCUCCCAGAUCGGUGCUGUCGCUUCUAUCCGUGUCUGCCGCGACGCCGUCACCCGUCGCUCUCUCGGCUAUGCCUACGUCAACUACAACUCUACCCCCGAUGGUGAGAAGGCUCUUGAGGAGCUCAACUACACUCUGAUCAAGGGUCGCCCUUGCCGUAUCAUGUGGUCUCAGCGUGACCCCGCCCUUCGCAAGACUGGCCAGGGCAACGUUUUCAUCAAGAACUUGGAUGUUGCUAUUGAUAACAAGGCUCUGCACGACACCUUUGCAGCCUUCGGAAACAUCCUCAGCUGCAAGGUUGCUCAGGAUGAGGCUGGCAACUCCAAGGGUUACGGUUUCGUUCACUACGAGACUGAUGAGGCUGCACAGCAGGCUAUCAAGCACGUUAACGGCAUGCUUCUGAACGAGAAGAAGGUCUAUGUUGGCCCUCACAUUCCCAAGAAGGAUCGCCAGAGCAAGUUUGAGGAGAUGAAGGCCAACUUCACCAACGUGUACGUCAAGAACAUCGCCCCCGAGGUUUCUGACGACGACUUCCGCGUGCUAUUUGAGAAGUUUGGUGAUGUUACAUCUUCUUCUCUGGCUCGUGAUCAGGAAGGAAAGAGCAGGGGUUUCGGUUUCGUGAACUUCACCACUCACGAAGCCGCUGCCAAGGCUGUCGAUGACCUCAACAACAAGGACUUCCGAGGACAAGAUCUUUAUGUUGGACGUGCCCAGAAGAAGCAUGAACGUGAGGAGGAGCUCCGCAAGUCGUACGAGGCUGCUCGCCUCGAGAAGGCCAACAAGUACCAGGGCGUCAACCUGUACAUCAAGAACCUUGAUGAUGAUGUGGAUGAUGAGAAGCUCCGCCAGAUGUUCUCCGAGUUUGGCCCUAUUACCUCCGCCAAGGUCAUGCGUGAUAGCGUCACUGAAGGAAGCGACGAGGAGAAGGAUGGCAAGGACAAGGAGACCAAGGAAGAGGAGAAGGAAGAAGCCAAGGAGGAGACAAAGGAGGCUAAGGAAUCCGAGGAGGACGAGGGUGCCGAGAAGAAGGGUGACAAGAAGGGCGACAAGAAGCUUGGUAAGAGCAAGGGCUUCGGUUUCGUCUGCUUCAGCAACCCAGAUGACGCUACCAAGGCUGUUGCUGAAAUGAACCAGCGCAUGGUCAACGGCAAGCCUUUGUACGUCGCCCUCGCACAGCGCAAGGACGUUCGCAAGAGCCAGCUUGAGGCUAGUAUCCAGGCUCGCAACCAGCUGCGCAUGCAACAGGCCGCUGCUGCCGCUGGCAUGCCCCAGCAGUACAUGCAGCCACCCGUCUUCUACGCUCCUGGACAGCAGCCCGGCUUCAUCCCUCAGCAGGGUGGCCGUGGCCUUCCCUUCCCCCAGCCCGGUAUGGGUCUGCCUCAGCAGGGCGGUCGCCCUGGCCAGUUCCCCGGAUACCCCCAACAGGGUGGCCGUGGCGGUGUUCCUCAGCAGAUUCCUCCCAACAUGUACGGUCUGCCCGGCCAGUUCCCUCCUCAGUACGGACAGCCUGGCACUCCUCAGUUCAUGGCUGCCAUGCAGCAAGUCCAGCAGCAGGCUGCUCUUGCUGGCGGCCGCGGAGGUGUUCCUCAGGGCGGUCGUGGCGGUAUUCCUGGUGGCGUUCCUCCCAACGUUGCUGGUAUCCAGGGCAACUUGCCCGGCUUCCCCCCUAACAACCGACAGGGUGGUGGCCCUGGCCGUGGUGCCAACGCUGGCCGAAACGGUGGCAAUGCCCCGCCCCAGGCCGGCCGUGGUGGCGAUGGGAACCCAAGUGCAUUGCUUCAGGCUCAGCUUGCCGCUGCUCAGCCUGCUCAACAGAAGCAGAUCCUUGGUGAACUGCUGUUCCCCAAGAUCCAGGCCAUCAACGGCGAAUUGGCUGGAAAGAUUACUGGUAUGCUUCUCGAGAUGGACAACAACGAGCUCAUCAACCUCAUCGAGGAUGAUGCCGCUCUGAAGGCUAAGGUUGAUGAGGCCCUGACUGUUUACGACGAGUACGUCAAGUCCCAGGGCCAACCUGCUGCUGAGCCUAAGAAGGAGGAGGAGGCCAAGGCCUAA
Molecule: messenger RNA, 2286 nt
Organism: Clonostachys rhizophaga
Lineage: Eukaryota; Fungi; Ascomycota; Sordariomycetes; Hypocreales; Bionectriaceae
Source: the annotation of a GenBank genome assembly